CUUAUAAAUUGACUAAUGAUAGCCCAUGCAAUUGCCACUGACUUCAGUGCUGUCAUUCUCACACGCGCAGUCACCCGGCUGUCGAAGUCUGGUGACAGGAAUAUGGGCGAAUUGACUUGGAGAAUCUUUUUCCUCGGUUUCCUUAAUUUUAAAACAGAAAAAUAUGUCAUCGCUGAAAACAGAAAAUUGGGAAUCUCAUUUAGAGUUUUUCAGAUCUGUGUGCUGCUAUACGUGAUCGGGUGGGUCUUAGUGUAUAAGAAGGGGUAUCAAUCGAGGGAAGAGACCGUCCAGAGCUCUGUCAUCACCAAGCUGAAAGGAGUGGUCAUGACCAACAGCACAGAAUCUGGACUUUACCUAUGGGGGGCUGAGGAUUAUGUCAUACCUCCAACGGGUGAACAAGUCUUCUUCAUUGUUACAAACUACCUCGAGACCCCAAAUCAGAGGCUUGGGUUCUGUGCUGAGAGCCCUAAGGUGCCAGAUGGCCAAUGUGUAAACAAUGAGGAUUGUGCCGAGGGUGAAGUAGUAAUAGCUGGCAAUGGGGUAAAGACUGGAUUGUGUUUAAACUCUACAGGGACCUGUGAGAUACAUGGCUGGUGUCCCGUCGAGACGGUCCGGAAACCCUCGGAGGCUUUAUUAAGCAAGGCAGAAAACUUCACAAUUUACAUCAAGAACUUUGUCAGGUUUCCGAAGUUUGAAUUCUCCAAGUCAAAUGUUCUGGACACCGGUAAUGACUCCUAUCUAAAGAGAUGUUCCUAUGACAACGUCCUCCAACCCUACUGCCCCAUCUUUCGUCUGGGAGACCUGGUCAGCAGGACUGGACACGACUUUCAGGACAUGGCUGUAGUGGGUGGGUCAGUUGGAAUUCUGAUUGAGUGGAACUGUGAUUUGGAUAAGGACUACUCACAGUGUAACCCAAAGUACAGCUUUACUCGUUUGGAUAUCAACUUAAACAGCACUGUCACGUCAGGCUACAACUUCAGAUAUGCCCGGUAUUACAAAGAUGAAGCUGGAGAGAGCUUCCGGACUUUAUAUAAAGUCUAUGGGAUUCGCUUUGAUAUCAUGGUGAAUGGACGGGCUGGAAAAUUCAACAUCAUUCCCACAGUAAUAGCUAUUGGGACUGGGUUCGCUAUUAUGGGCAUGGGAAAAUUUGUGUGCGAUAUGAUAUUCAUCUACAUGAUGAGCACGAGUUCCUACUUCCGAGACAGGAAAUUUGAGAUUCUCAAGAAAGAACGGAUUAAGAAGCACAAAGAGAGUGCGAAGACAGUGGUGAACCGAGACACAAGAAAACACAGGACACAUGCUGGGGAACAACAUGAGCUCACCACACUCUCUACGAAAAAAGAGGAGCAACCAGAGCCCGCCACUCAGGACACAGAGAAACAGGACCUUAAAACUGGGGAGAAAAAGGAGGUUCAUAUUCUCUCUCCGCGAACUGUGGGGCAACGGUAUAAUACUCACCCUCCACGACCACGACACUAACCAAUUAAUUCAGAGUGAGACACAUUUUUAUUUACCCUUUAUUAACACAGGUUGGCCGAUUGAGGUCAGAAGACUUGUUUUUCAAGGAAGACGUGAGACAAAGAAAGAGGUGCUGCUAUCGUCAAGACGGCUAGACUGGGUCCUCUAGCAGGUGGAAAGGGAAACGAGAGUGGGUGAGGUGGUGAUCCUGAUGCCCACCCUCCUUCUUCUCUACCAGCGGAGGUUGCUGAUGCUGACACUUGGCUUUGGUUUUCCAAUGUCUCAAGAGUGAUGUGUGUGCUGAUUGGAAAUGAUGGUGACUGAUAGGCUAGCAAAGAGAAAUGGCAAUGCUCUCCUCUCCUUACACUUUACUGGCGCAAUGACAAUGCAGACGCUCUACGUAGCGAGAUAUUUAUCAAAGAGAAAAAGCACUAUUGCAUUUCUGUGGUAUUAUAUUUGUUUAAGAUGGAAGCAUUAUGCAUCUGGUGUCAAUUAGGCCAUGCAAUCAUACCAUGGUAGAGGCCUGAACUAGGUUAUGCUGGCUGUGGUGUUUCUUCACACCUAAAGAGACAGCUUGUAGUAUAAUUAAAUCCUUGUGAGUCAUAUUAUGGAAUUCCACAUAUCGUGAGAUUAGGCCUACAAUUGCUUUCUCACGUCAUUGGAAAAUACACUGGGUGUGAGGUUGUCUAUCAUAAAUACUUUGCAUUUAAUGUGAUUACUUGUAAUUUCCAUCAUGUAUUGACUGCACUUAUUUGUGAAGGAACUGUUUUUCUGAGUGAUUUGUGAUGUUUUUUUUGUGCUUCCCAUGACUGUGUUUUUGUAUUUAAAAAAAUAUAUAUAUUAGUGCAUAUCUAUGUUGUACUAUACAGGGCGCAUUUGAAAAAGAGACCUAGAUCUCAAAACGUCUUCCCUGUUAAAAUAAAGGUCAAAUAAAAUAUAAAUGUCCUGUG
Messenger RNA from Oncorhynchus nerka (sockeye salmon), 2408 nucleotides. RefSeq names its product purinergic receptor P2X, ligand-gated ion channel, 5 (gene p2rx5). Gene Ontology annotation, cellular component: nuclear inner membrane; plasma membrane. The coding region runs from base 16 to 1479 and encodes 487 amino acids. Lineage: Eukaryota; Metazoa; Chordata; Actinopteri; Salmoniformes; Salmonidae. The record is from RefSeq and is a predicted model, not a curated record. Gene Ontology annotation, biological process: response to ATP; calcium ion transmembrane transport. The transcript has 12 exons. Gene Ontology annotation, molecular function: extracellularly ATP-gated monoatomic cation channel activity; purinergic nucleotide receptor activity.